AUGGACCAAAACUUCCCCAUCCAUGUCUCAGCGAAAAGAAAUAGAUCUGACAUUGUGAUCUUCCGGCUAUUUAGACUUGUUUUCAUACUUUUAAGGAUGAUGACUCUGUGCUUGCAGAUGACUAGGUGGGAUGAAAUUCUGACCCUUCCAGUUCAGAACCCAACCAUAUUAGAGUUUUCAGCAGCAGAUAUCACGUGGUCCAUGGUGGAGGGCUGGAAGGACUCAAUGGACAGGCUUGCGCUCAUUCCGUUUUCUAGGGUGGGUGAUUUUGUCAGAGGAGAAUCAAACAGCAAAGCAUGCCCGACAAGAUUCCACGUUGAGGCACGGAGAAGGCGUUCUCCAACCAUGACCUGCAAACCAAAAGUCGACGGGAUACUUGAGUAUAUUCUGUAUUGGUGUUCUUUUGGUCCGGAUGAUUAUAGAAAGGGUGGUGCUGUCCGGCCUAGCAGAUCCUCUUGCGGAAAGAGGAAAACACCCGCUGGUCGCCCUAAUACAAAGAGGGGGUGUGUUUGCCAUUUUAUUGUGAAGCGUUUGAUCGCUGAACCAUCAUUGGCUCUUGUGAUAUAUAACCACAACAAGCAUGUAGAUAAGAAAGGCACACCAUGUCAUGGUCCCAUGGACAAGAUGGCUGUAGGGACGAAGGCAAUGUUUGCACCUUACAUAUCGGAUGAAUUACUCCUUGAAGUUAUGUCUUUGCUCUAUGUUGGUAUUCCUGUUGAGACCAUAAUGCAGAGACAUACUGAAAUGGUUGAAAAGCAAGGAGGACCAUCAAAUCGUGAUGAUCUUCUUACUCACAGAUAUGUUAGGAGGCUGGAAAGAAAAAUGCGGCGUUCUGUUUAUGAACUUGAUGAUGACGAUGCUGUUAGUAUGAACAAAUGGGUUGAAAAUAACCAGGACUGUGUAUUUUUCUAUGAAGAUUUUUCCGAUAAUGAUACCUUUGUCUUGGGCAUUCAGACAGAUUGGCAGCUACAGCAGAUGAUUCAGUAUGGCAACCGCAGUUUACUGGCUUCUGAUUCAAAGUUUGGAACAAACAAGUUAAAGUAUCCUGUACAUAGCAUCCUUGUUUUCGACCAGCAGAAAAAUGCAAUUCCUGUUGCUUGGAUCAUCACUCCCAAUUUUACACAUGGUGAGAUAUAUAGAUGGAUGGGUGCUCUAUAUGAUCGGGUUCGUACAAAAGACCCGACAUGGCAGUUGGGUGGCUUCAUUAUUGAUGAUCCCUUGACCGAUGUGCGCACUAUGAGGGAAGUGUUUCAGUGCCCGGUGUUGAUUUCCUUAUGGCGUGUCCGUCACGCUUGGCAUAAAAAUUUGAUGAGCAAGUGUUCAGAUUUUGAGAGGCGUUCAAUGAUGGCUAAACGACUCGGGGAGGCAAUAUCCAGCAUCUGCAGAGGAAAUGGUGAUACAGAAUUAUUUCAGGCCUUCCUGGAAGAUUUUAUUGAUUGCUCUGGCUUUGUGGACUACUUCAAAGCUCUAUGGUUUCCAAGACUUGGGGCAUGGACAGCCGUCCUGAAGACCAACCCGUUGGCUACUGCUGAGGUAGCUUCAGCAAUUGAGAGGUACCAUCACCUGCUAAAACUUCGUCUGUUGAAUGAGGCAGAUGAAAGUAUCUACCAGCGUGCAGACUGGUUGGUUCAUAAGUUGGGUACGAAGGUUCACUCUUACUACUGGUUGGAUGAAUUUUCUGGGAAGGACAGUUUCUCUCGUUACUGGAGGAGUGAGUGGAAAACUGGCCCAAACCCAUGGCAGCAGGGAUUGCAAAUUCCGGAUUCUGAUAUUGUAAUUGAAGGCAAUUGUGCUAGAGUCGUCUGCCAGAAGCACAAGGAGAAGUCCCAUGCCAUACUGAACCCAGGUUCUGAGCUUGCAUUGUGUGACUGUAGCUGGUCAAGGAAGGGAAACCUUUGCAAGCAUGCAAUGAAGUCUGCUAAGGUUUGCCGUGACAGGGGAUUGGCGCCGCCAUCUUUGGCGCUGCUUCGCUACUACCAGGCACUGGCAAAUGUUGUUCAUUGCCCACCCAGUGACUCUGUGAUAUGCGACCAUGCAAUCGCGGUGGCAGUUUCUGUGAGAACACAGUUAGAUGCGUUGCUUGCCGCCACCAACGGCAGUUCUCCAGAUACCUCACUUUUCAAGGGUCCACAAUCAACCAGUGACACUGAACCCAGAGAACCUGAUGUUCGGGAAGCCAACAUUGAAACUGGCAGUGAAGUUCCCGCUGAUGAGGAUAGUGACGAGGACAGUCCUGCCUGCAAGAGAAGGAAGUCUAGAGGGGCAUCUUAUGAAGAGGAAACCGCUGCAGCGACGCAAGCCGCGCAGGUUUCUGAAGCUGAGAGCAGUCAAGCGACUUCUGUACGGGAACUUGAUCACUGUCAGGAUAGUCCUGCUUGCCAGGAAAGAGUGCGCAGAGAAACUGCUGACGGUGAUGAAGGAACUGCAGUGUUGGAAAUUUCUGAUGACGAGGAAGAAACUGCAGUGGAGCAAAUCACGCAACCUUCUGAAAGUGAGAACAGUCAAGCGACCUGUGUGCAGGAACUUGAUCGUGCUCAGGAUAGUCCCGCUCACCAGGAAAGAGUGGGCAGAUAA
Molecule: messenger RNA, 2574 nt
Organism: Triticum turgidum subsp. durum (durum wheat)
Lineage: Eukaryota; Viridiplantae; Streptophyta; Magnoliopsida; Poales; Poaceae
Source: the annotation of a GenBank genome assembly